Molecule: messenger RNA, 1716 nt
Organism: Alternaria conjuncta
Lineage: Eukaryota; Fungi; Ascomycota; Dothideomycetes; Pleosporales; Pleosporaceae
Exons: 2
Coding region: 1-1716 (571 amino acids)
Molecular function (GO): iron ion binding; oxidoreductase activity, acting on paired donors, with incorporation or reduction of molecular oxygen; heme binding
Source: RefSeq, a predicted model, not a curated record
AUGGCGCUGCUGGACUUGCUUUCGUCGCCGAACGUCGAACGAUUGAAUGACCUGUUCCGAUGGAGACUACUGCUACUUGCGGUGAUCCCGCUCGCCUUGACCUACCUCGUGCGAAAGUUCACCAAAGCAAAGCCCCUCGAUCUCAAGCAGUAUUCGCAUUUUCCACAACCUGAGCCAGCAGAUCCCGUCCGAGGGCAUUGGCCAUGGGUUGAGAAGAUUGCAGCCGAGGGUGAUCCUCGACGCGCCUUCGAUGAGAUGCUGUACGAACAAGCUGAGAAGCUUGGAUUUCCUCCGGUUCUACUCGUCGACUUCCGCCCGAUUGAGAAGUUCCCCGUGCUCUUCAUCCUGGACAACGAUGUCGCGGAACAAGUCACCAAGCCGAACAAAGCAUUUCGGACUAGCAUGCCAAAGCAUCCUUCUAUCCAGCAGAUAGCACCUCUGGUCGGCUCAAGGUCUUUGGUUACUACUGAUGGCGAGGAAUGGAACGCGUUGUACAAGCGCAUACGCCCGGGCUUCCAACCUAGCCAUCUCCUUGGUUUGGUCGACGUCAUUCUGGACAAAUCCGAGACUUUCAUCGAGCUCAUGGAACAGAAGGCCGCGACUGGCGAAACCUUCCGUCUCGACGCCUACACCACGAACCUUGUCUUUGACAUCAUUGGAAUAGUAACCUUCGACAUGGAUCUCAAUGCGCAAAUCGACGGGAAGCAGUCCGAAGUCCUGCUCACGUACCGCGCCCUCUCGCAAGCCUUCAACAAGCGACCUUUCGGGGGAGUAGGAUGGCGCGGCUACUUCUCUGCCAACGAGCGUGAGAUUCGCGCGAAAGACAAGCACCUGGACCGCAUUCUCAAAGCCAAGAUCAAAGAGCAGCACAAGGCUUUGCUUUCGGGUGACGUCGACACGAAGACGCAGAACAAGAGCGUCGCAACCCUCAGCCUCUACGGCAUCGACCGACUGACACCCCAAAUCCUCCAACAAACCAGCGAUACGUUACGCGGCUUCCUCUUCGCCGGCCAUGACACGACAUCCAUCCUUCUGCAAUGGGCCUUCUACGAGUUGCAUACACAUCCCUUCGCUACGCGAACUCUCAAGGAAGAGCUUGACAACGUCUUUGGUUCCGACACUCACCCUUCCGCCGUCGUGAAAGCGCUACGAGGCUCCGACGCGGGGUUACUCCUGAGCCGUCUGCCCUACACCGAUGCGCUGAUCAAAGAGACCUUACGACUCCACCCACCCGGCACGACCGCGCGCAUCGCUCCACCCGCAUCAAACACCAUGCUCACUCUUCCCAACGGCGACACCCUCCCCAUCGACGGCCUUUGCGUAACCCCACGCGCAUACACCAUCCAGCGCCACCCCAAGAUCUUCGGCUCCACCCGCAACGACUUCGCACCCGAGCGCUGGCUCGGCGAUGCCGGCAAGAGCAUCCCCGAAAGCAGCUUCCGACCCUACGAGCGCGGCCCACGCCGCUGCACGGGUUCUGAACUCGCGAACCUGGAGACGAAGAUCAUCAUCGCUUGCGUCGCGCGGCACUUUGACUUCGUCAAGCAAGGGCUUGGGGAGCUGGAUCUCGACGAGAAGGGCGAGGUGCAGGUUGAGGGGAAUGGCAAGGCGAAGACGAAGGGGGUGAUGUUCUCGACGCAUCAGGUUACGGCGAAGCCGGUUGAUGGUAUGGAGGUAAAGGUAAGAGUGAAGGAGUCGGGCCACGAGAGGAGGUAG